GUAGACGGUGUGUUCUCUCUGAAUGUGAAGUGCCUUGGGGGGCUUUAAGUGGAUUUGAGGUUUCUUUAAGGGAUACAGCGCGGUGGUAGCAUUCCGGACCACUUCCUUGUAAACUGACAGGUCUCUUUGGGACAGGAAAGUGAAACACUUUAAUCACAAACGCUUUAUAAUUUAUGUUCCCGAACCUCAGCUUUCUCACGGUUCUAUCAUUUCAAUUUCCUUUGAAACAUUAAGCCUAAUAAAUUAAUUCCAGUCUUCAAAAUAUACCCUAAUCAUAUCCUGGGUUAUUUAUAAGACAAAUGCAUUCUACCACUAGGAAUCAGUCCUGUGCUCGUAAACAGGACACAGAACACAAUAUAAAAAUAUAUGAAUACCCAAUGCAGUUUGUUGUUCAGGCUACAGAGAUAAAACACCUGUACUCUGACAGUGAUAACUGUGACUUUAUUAAUUCGUAUUAUUGAGUACAGUGAUGUUCUGCACAGACACAAACACAUCAGAGGUUUCUCCAGCUGUUACUACAAACAGCAAUGGGGGAGAGGUCUCAUUUCUCCAUUCCUCUCUCCUUGCAUGCUUUCCUUGUUUCUCUCCAUGCAUCCUUGCUAGGAGGCACUAAGACACAAGGAAAAGAAGCAGGUGAUUAAACAAGGAUGCAAUUAAGACACUUUCAUUGUGCCCCCAGAAAUGGAUCUCCGCACUCUUCCUGGAAGUCAUCACAAUUUCUCGAAUGCAUCUCAUUGAGCACAUGUCUAGGAAGCUGUAUUCUCAGAAACACAGGUGUUCCCUUGGAAGAAGUGUUUUUCGCCAUCCGUAACGAAAAAAAGGUGUGACACACAGCUGGAACAAUUUCAAACUAUGCGGAACAACUAUUGCUUUUGUAUUCAUAAAUCUUAGGUUCCUUCAAGACACAACCUCUAUUACUUAUGGUUUUAUAUAAAUGUAUGACUUUUUAACAUUAAAUAAUGUGACUAAUACUCUAAGGCACAAAUUGGACUUGACCUUUCUCAUAAAAUUAUGUUCAUGCUAUAGACUUAUAGCCAAAGUUAUGAAAUAAUAAGCCAGUAUUAUGUAUAAUUUGAACCAACUAAGACGAUAUAUUUGUCAAAAUAUUUGACCUUGUAUCAUAUCAUCUUAUUCAGCCCUGUGUCAGAUCUAAAAUAUUCUACAAUGAUGGUUAUUUAUUUAUUCCAAGUGUAUAUAUGAAUCUAUCUAAUCGUCACAGUGACGUUGUUCUUAUGUGCAGGAAUUCAUUCAUUCUCUGAUGCCAUGUUUCUGAUUGUCCAAUUUUCCCAUCCACGAUCCUCUCUGCUUUAUUUAGCAGGCUUUAGCUCCCAUCUCUUCCCAACUCUUUCUCCUCAUCUCUGGCCUGUACUUGCCUUUUUCCUUUCCUCUUCCCCUACCUCUUUGAGAGCUACCAUGCGCAGAUUCAGCUCAGAGGGAUCCCUCCUGGAUCUGGAUUUCCUCCCAUGGAAGAGGAUGGUACUGAAGAGCUCCGAUCCUGGGAAGAACCGGGAGUCGGGAACCUACACAUCUCACACGGAGGAAGACGAGCUGGGUGGCAGCUCGACCCACCCAGUCCCCAUCAUCCGGGAGCCUAGAGCCAGUCCUGGCGGGGCGAGGAGGAAGGAGCUGAACAAGGAGCACAGCGUCAGCGCGGAGAACCUCAGCGAGCUGGAGAAACUGGGCAAGAGCCACCUGGGAGUGUGUAUGAUUGGUGAAGGCUGCAGGGCCUACAGUGAUGGCCAGCUGGCCCCGCCUGCCCAGGGCAGCACGGACAGCAUGGAGAGAGAAGAUCUGCAUCCCUCGUCUCCUUCUUAUUCCUCCAACCCCUUCAGAUUCCAGAACAGGCAACAACGUAAACCCAAACUGUCCACUGCUAAACUGCACCUCAGGAGUCUGUUCGGGCAGAGUCCUCAUUCCUCCAACUCCAACCUGUCCAACACAGAACAAAUAGACAGCCCCACAGAGAGGAGGUCUCGGCUGCUCUUCAUGCGUCAGUGGAGUCAGAUGGGACACAGUAAGAAAAGGAAGCUCAGUCAAGAAGAACUGGAGACAUGGGCAGAGUCCCUGAAUGCCUUGCUGCUCAGCCAGACUGGCGUGUCAGUGUUUGGAGCAUUCCUGCGUUCUGAGUUCAGUGAGGAGAACCUGCAGUUCUAUCUGGCCUGUGAGCAGUACCGAAACUCGUCAAACAACUUCAGCCUGCAGAGGAGAGCCAAAGACAUCUGUGCCACCUACAUCCAGGCAGGCGCCCCCCGGGAGGUGAACCUGGACAGUAAAACCAGGGAUCUGACCAUCCAGCUGCUGCAGGCUCCCUCUCACGCCUCUCUGAGCCAGGCACAGAAACGCAUCUACUCACUGCUGGACACAGACUGUUAUCCCCGCUUCCUCCAGUCCGAGGUCUACUUGUCCUUACUGCGAGACGCCGACUAGACCCCACUCAGCAGGAGGGCCACGAGCUUCCAGCAAAGCCUUAACACUGUAAACCUAAAUGUAUCUUCAAACCAUAGAGCUGCUGUGUAGUUUGUGAUGUUCAUCCGACAAUAUAUGAGUCAGUUAAACAAGUAUAAUCUUUCUUUUGGAGAGUGAGAUGUUCAGAUGACUUUUAGUAUUUCGUGCCUCUUGUUUCCCCCUUGCGCCCCUGUCUUAUUGCCAUGGCUACCAAACACUGACACCACUUGUGCACUUAUACAGACAUGCGAUUAAUAAAUAAAGAGAUAAUAAAUAGGAUAAGCUAAUUUACCCAAUUGUUAAUUUA
Gasterosteus aculeatus aculeatus (three-spined stickleback) is the source of this 2752-nucleotide messenger RNA. RefSeq lists its product as uncharacterized. The record is from RefSeq and is a predicted model, not a curated record. Lineage: Eukaryota; Metazoa; Chordata; Actinopteri; Perciformes; Gasterosteidae.